Molecule: messenger RNA, 3024 nt
Organism: Cyprinodon tularosa
Lineage: Eukaryota; Metazoa; Chordata; Actinopteri; Cyprinodontiformes; Cyprinodontidae
Product: von Willebrand factor A domain-containing protein 5A-like
Exons: 19
Coding region: 42-2429 (795 amino acids)
Source: RefSeq, a predicted model, not a curated record
AUGUUCUGAAGGACUGUUCUCCUUCUCUUAAGCUCAAUCCAAUGAUGUUUGGUUUGCUGACUUUUGAAAAAGAUUCAGUUCCUCUGAAGAGCAUUGAAGUGCAGCUGGAGGUGAAGGAUCAUGUCGCUACAGUGGCCUCCACUCUGAACUAUGAGAACAAGGAGGAUAAAUCAGUGGAGGCUGUGUUUGUCUUCCCUAUGCCUGGAGACGCUGCUGUGUGUCAUUUCAGUGCUCAGGUUGGACAGACACACGUUGUAGCUGAAGUGAAGGACAAACAGCAGGCUCGGGAGGAGUACGAUAAUGGUCUGAGCUCCGGUCAGCAGGUAUUCAUAUUGGAGGAGAGUGAUGAGACCCCCGAUAUCUUCGCUCUGAGUGUCGGCAAUCUGCAUCCAGGAGAGAGCGCCUCCAUCAGGCUGGAGUACAUCACUGAGUUGGCUGUUGAGGCCGAUGACGGACUGAGGUUCUGUCUGCCUGUUGUGCUCAACCCUCGAUACCAACCUCAGGGUAGUGAAGGUCCAAGCGUCCAGGUGACUUCAGUUCCAGCCUUUAUGGUUCCCUACAGUCUGUCCUUCUCUGCCCGAGUCUCCUCUCCUCGCCCAGUCUCUAAAGUAGAGUCCAACUCUUCUCUGGAGCCACUUCAGUAUCUCAGCGCUGAUCAAACUCAGGCCACGUUUAAGUUGGCCGAAGAAUACAAGUUUGACAGAGAUGUUGAACUGCUGAUUUAUUACAAAGACGCCCAGCAGCCCACUGCUGUGUUGGAGGCAGGAGAGGCCUCUGCCGAACCUGGCUCUGUGAUGGGUGAUCCGGUGGUAAUGGUGAGCUUGUAUCCUGAAUAUUCAGAAUCUUUGAUGUCCAAAUGUAACUCCAGUGGAGAGUUUGUGUUCUUGUUGGAUCGAUCGGCCAGCAUGGACUUCCCCUUAUACUGUGGAAGUCAUGAGAGUCGUAUUGCAAGUGCCAGGGAUACUCUGCUGCUCCUGUUGAAGAGUUUACCAAAUGGCUGUUAUUUCAACAUUUACAGCUUUGGAGACAGUUACGAACACGUCUUCCCUAAGAGUGUAAAGUACAGCCAGAAGAACCUAAAACGGGCUUUGAAGAAAGUAGAGGAGAUGAACUGUAACCUUGGAGGAACACAGAUCCUGGAGCCUCUGCAACACAUUUAUGGACAGCCCUGUAUUCCUGAUAAACCCAGACAGCUGUUCAUCUUCACCGAUGGUGAGGUGUGUUGCACAAAAUCUGUCGUGGAUGAGGUGAAGAAAAACUCUGAAUUUCACAGGUGUUUCUCUUUUGGGAUUGGAGAAGGUGCCAGCUCUGAGCUUAUCUAUGGGAUGGCCAGAGAGGGAGGAGGUCAUGCUCAGUUCAUCAUAGGCAAGGAGAGGAUGCAACCAAAAGUGAUGCAGUCUCUUAGGUUCGCACUGCAGCCGCGGGUUGCUGACGUCUCUUUGUCGUGGGAUUUACCAGAGGGAGUGUCCGCCACUCUUCUUUCUCCACCUAUCAGAACCCUUCUACAGGGUCAGAGGUCACUGAUUUAUGCUCAGCUCACUGGAGAGUGUUCUGAAGCCACAGAUGGAUGUCUGACCGUGAACUUUACUGCAGCUGGUCAUCAAUGCCAGAACCAGCUGCACUUCUCUCUCCGACCUGCAGAGGGCAUUACGCAUGAAGCAGGUUUUGAUCAGAAAGGAGAUAGACCACUGACUUGCUUACCAAUCCACAGGUUGGCUGCACGUACUCUAAUCCGCUCCCUGGAGUGGGAGCACAGGCAGAAUGGACAGGAAGCUGAAGUAAAGAAGAUUUUGGAGCUUAGCAUCCAGUCUUGCAUCAGCAGUGUCUUCACUGCCUUCCUCGCUGUCAACAGAUGCAAUGGCAAAGCUGUUGAAGGUCCCCUGAUCUACAGGGAGAAUCCAACCUACAUGCCGAUACUUCGCGGAGGUUUGGAGUUUCUGAUGUUUGAUUAUUUGUGCAGAGAGAGAAACGUUUUUAGACGAAUUUAUUCGUCUUUGAGGAAAAGAGCAUCUGCCAGUAAACUUGGAAAAUCUUUCAAAAAGAAACUAGUUUCAGCAAUGUCUUGUUUUGGUAAAGGAGAUUCUGAGACCAGAAAGCCAGCCAGAGAUCCACUGCUGGAGCUCGUCUCACUGCAGAAUGCUUCUGGCUGCUGGCUGCUUGAUCCAUGUCUGGCUGCGGCUCUGCAAAAAAACACGCAGGAGCUGGAAGAAACAAAGCCCAAAUCGGUGAAAAAGGAAGUGUGGGCCACCAUUUUGGCUUUAAUCUGGCUUCACGGCUUCAAAGUGGAGGAAAAAGAUGAAUGGGAUCUUCUUGCAGCGAAGGCUGCAUCGUGGCUCAGAGCUAAGAAAGCUGUUUGCCUGAGAGCCUGUGUUGAAGCUGGGAAUGUCCUGUUAGGCUGUAAUGUGCAGACUGAUGCUCUGGGACUCUGACAUCUCUUCUUCUGCAACCAUUAUCUUUCCGAAGCAUUAUAUAUUUUUUCAAACUGCACUUUUUUUUUAUUAGAAUGUAAUCAGAAAUGUUUGUUUUUUAUUUUUAUAUCGUGACAGAAAUGCUGUGUUUGUGUUUCAGGUCAAUAUUGACUGAGCUGGGUUUAAAUUUUUUAACCAAAUACUGAUCAAUGGUGAUUUGUUUCUGCCUUAUUUGCUUAGUUUGUCGGCUUCUGUGUAUCCAUCUGCUUUUUAAGAAUCUACCAUAAGUUUCCUUAAUGUGCAUCAGAACAGUAGCAUUGUUGAUGUACUGCAGUGGUUCUCUUGCAGGUAACAUUUUAAGAGGAGGGCCCUUUUUUAAAGCUGUUUUUUGUUGAAGUCGUUUAAGGCGGACUUAUGAUCUUGGCUACAUGAAAUGAAGAAGGUUUAUUAUCAUUACACUGAUGACAAAAUUAGCAUUGGUUUUAGUAGCAGCAAAAUAUUCUAUUUGAUAUUUAAACCGUAUUUUUCACGGUCUUGGUUCUGUUAAGUUUUCAGUUUCACAUUGAUCCAUGUUUUUCUUUGUUUUCUAGUUUUAUUGAUUUAAUUCCUAUUUUGU